AUGAAGUACAAGUCACGAAAUGACUGUUCUUUCUCUCAGUGCUUAGAUGAGUACGAAGAUGAUGAAGCAGGACAGAAAGAGCGGAAGCGAGAAGACGCCAUCACACAACAGAACACCAUCCAGAAUGAAGCUGCGAGCCUGUUGGAUCCAGGCACUUCCUACCUGUCCCAGGACCCGUCAAGAACAGUUCCAGGCAGAUACAAAAGCACAACCACUGCCUCAGAAGAUGAUGUCUCAAGUAGAUAUCCCCGAACAGACAGAAGUGGCUUCAACAGACAUAACAGAGAUGCAAACGCAGCGGGGAAUUUCGCCUCAAGUAGCACAUUGGAAAAGAGAAUUGAAGAUCUCGAAAAGGAAAUAAUAAGAGAAAGGCAAGAAAACCUUAGGCUUGUGAGGCUGAUGCAAGAUAAAGAAGAAAUGAUCGGAAAACUCAAGGAGGAGAUUGAUUUGUUAAAUAGGGACCUAGAUGACAUAGAAGAUGAAAACGAACAACUAAAGCAGGAAAAUAAAACUCUUUUGAAAGUUGUUGGACAGCUGACAAGGUAGAAGGCUCGAAGCUCGGUGUGGAGAAUUAAUUCUGUUUUUAAACUACUGAUUGAAUGUCAUGGCUAAGGCAAAGAUGAUGUUCCUGUAAUGCAAUAAAUACAUUGAGAUAACUGUAUAUUUAUUUCCAGACACCAGAUGGAUAUUGGUUUUCAAAGUUAACUCUUUUUCCUUAUUAGUUUUAAAAAGUAUCAACCUUGUAUUUCACAAAUUAUAGUAACACUUUUAGUUAUCAAAAUGAUACAGGUAAUGCCUCUUGGUUUUGUGUAAUAUUCCAGUGAUAUAUGGUUCAAAGUAACAGCCAUUGCAUAUGUUUUACUUAUGUCAGUACAUAUUCUCCCUAAAGGAAUAUGCAUAGUCUUUGUUUACAUGAAUUCAAAUACUUGGGGGAAUUGCCUACAAAUGCCUUAUUACUAACGUGUGCGGCCUUCUGUGUGUUAAUACUUACUCAUAAAGACCUGUUCUUUCCACCUGCUCUAAUGAUUUCGAGUAGUAGUAGAUACACUAUUUUGAAUAGCAGUAAUCUUUGAAAGGAAAUCUAUUUUACAGAGCUACUUAUGUUCUAGCUGGCUAAAUAUAAACUUAAGAAAAUACUUGAACUGUGUUAUAAGUGAGUGAAAAUUUACUAUUCUGUGUUUGAAUAUUGAAAAAAUUCAUUUACUUCCGGAAAAACAGUUAAUGUAUAGUUUCUUUUCUUUUUUAAGUGAGUUUUUAUCAUGAAAAAGCAAUGUGAUCUAGGAAACUGACACACUGGUAUCUUUCUAAUGAAAUGACAUAGCAGAUUUUCUUAAAUAAUUUACAAAGAGCAGAAACUGGUCUUGAACAGUGUUCCCCUCCCUGCCGCCCCCAGUGCCCCACCCUGAGCUGGUAAGUAGGGAGAGCUCAGGCUUGCAAAGUCUACAAAUAUCUCCUCUAUUCCUGUGGGGCCCUGUAAUGUAUAGUUUCUUAUGUAGGUACUAUCUAUUUUUUUUUUAUUGCUCUAUGGUUUAUUAGUAAAUAUGGGAUAUUUAAAAAGUUGUGUAUUCUUCUGGCCUCAAGUCGUGUACAGUUUCAGUGUUGAAGAAGAAAAUUGAUGCUUUUAAUACCAUGUGCUUCAAAAUCAGAACCAAAAUAUUUUUCCACACUUAAAGUACGUAUACGUUUGUUAACCUGUUUAAGUACGGGUGAUGCAGAAUCACUCAGCUGAUUCCUGAGUCAGAGAAUCCCUGGGAUGUGUUUUUUCUUCACGAGAGAAUAGUCCCAUGUCACAAGGGAUACGGCUUCCUAACACUGAAAAUUUUGAGAAUUCUAAAUCGACCUUAUUUGAAGAUUUAUAAAAUAAAGUUGUCUUCUUUUAAAUGUCCUUAGUAUUUAUGUCUUGUGUUGUGUUUCUGUAUUACAACCCCUUGCCCUCCCUUAACACAUGGGCACGUCAUAGUUGAAUCUUUCCCUUUUUCUUCCCUCUUUUUAAUGGUUCUGGGGACUGAACCUGGCAGGCACUCUGGAUAGGUGAAUUUCAGGUAGACAGACUGUUUGUUCAUCAGCAUUCAGGACUUGAACAUGGUAAAGCCCCACUGGGUCCCCUGCUGGCUUUUUUUUUUUCCACUUACCAAAUCCAUUCAUUUAUCCACUGCUGGAAAAACAGGGAAGUAAGACAAUUGGGGGAAGCAUGGAGGAGUAGUGAUCCAUUUAAGAUACUACCUUCUAGAAAUCUCUGCAUUGGCCACGAGUGUCUCUCCAACCCCUCACUUCAGAAAUUUGGGAUUGACCAUCAGAACCGCUUGAGGAACAGAAACACAAGAGACAUAGUUUAGACCUUGGUCUGGUGAUCCCUUGCCAAAGGCACUCCCUCUGUUCAUGCUCUCUGAUGAUAGUGAGGUUGUCACUCUGUGCUUGAAGACUUGAACCAGGGCCUGCAAUGACCCACCUGGUAAAAGCUCCUCUUCCCAACAUUGGCAAGCCCAGGCUUCAAAUUCCAGAAUCCACAUGGUGGCAGAAGACCCAGCUUCCAUGAGUUGUCCUCUGACUUCUGUAUGUUUAAUGUUUCGUGUAAACAUACACACAGAGACACAGUCACACUAAAUGUAAAAAUAAUAAAAUGAACCAUUAUCCAAAAAAACCUGAGCCCAUAUUCGUCUUUUGUUUUGAAUUUUUAAGGUCUCCCUUUAUAGCCUAGCCUGGCUUGAGAUUCAUUCUGUCAUCCAGUCCAGCCUCAAAGUCAUAAUCCUCCUGCCUAGGGUUUUUUUUUUUUUUUAACAUUUUUAUUUAUUUAUUUUUAUUUUGCUUAACUAUAUUUCCUAACAUGUUAGAGUUGCAUCUUCACCCUGAUCCCGGGUCAAAUAAUGAGAUACAAGUAUUUUGCAUUAAAAUUUUCAUGUGUUUGAGGCAGACAUUUAAGUGGACAUCUGCUAACUCUUCCACUUAGCCAAGUAUAGUCCAUGUAGUGCGUACCAGUAGACUUAUGCCUUAGCUAGCAUAAGUCUGUCCCAUCUGAAUGGCUGGUUCCAGAGUAGGCUUUUGUCACUAUCCAGCCCUUGUCUGGUAGAUCUAGUUGGUAAGGACUGUUUCAUUUGCUGAAACAUUUCUAAGCCAUAAAGGGAAAUAACUGAUGCACACUGGGAAGUAUAUUACUGUGUUUUAAUAUAAUUACAAAUUUGGAAAAGAUCAUUAAGAAAUGUCAUAAGUAAAAAGGAUUCAAUGUAUGGCACAUACAAAAAGUGUUGGUUAUAUUCUAAUUUGUAUUUUUGUAGAGUAUGUCAUCAUCUACAUAACCUUCAGUUCAUUUGUUGUCAGUCUCUCUGGUAAUUAAAAUGUUAAAUCACUUGAUGGGCAUUGAUUGAUUGCCCCAUUUUAUUUUGGUUUUCCUUCUGCAUGCCAAAUUGAAUGUAUGGUUUGCUUUGUUUUGUUUUGUUUUACUGUUGUGUUGUUUUGUUUUGUCAACUUUACUCCUUGGAAAUUUUGCCUUCACUAUGUGUUGAUUUUAUUCUCAUGUAAGUUUUGUUUCUCUAAAUAUAAAAUGCAAACGACAAUUGCUACCAGCAAAAGUCACAAGACAGCUUAAGAUUUACUGUGUGGUUAAGAUCAGGAGUUCUGAACCCAAAUAUUGGUGAAAAUUAUCUGGUUUAAGUAAAAAGUGUUGUGUGAACAGUUUUGGACAUUCUCAUUGUGUGGAUUUGAUUAUGACAGAGUCAGCUCAGUACAGAUUCACUUUUAUAAUAAGCUUUUCAUGUAAAAAAAUGAAUCCUCAAUAAAAAGUACAUUUUCAUCUCCUUUUCA
Molecule: messenger RNA, 3798 nt
Organism: Cricetulus griseus (Chinese hamster)
Lineage: Eukaryota; Metazoa; Chordata; Mammalia; Rodentia; Cricetidae
Source: RefSeq, a predicted model, not a curated record